CUUUGCAGCAUUUGAUUCCAGUCUCAAAUUCCUUCCUUCGCAAACUCCAUUGUUAUCGCUCUGCCAUAUUGAUAAUCGCAUUACCUUCUGGCUCAUCUGCCUUUCAGCUUUCCUUUACUGCGACGAUGGCGGACUACCAGUAUGGCGGCUCCGAGGAAGAGAAUGCGGAGUUGAGAAAGCUCGAGACUGAGCUGGUCGAUGACCCGGACAACUUUGAGACCUGGGAGAAACUGGCUCGCGCCGCCGAGGCCCUUGAAGGCGGGAUCAAUCGCAACUCCAACCCUCAGGCCAUCACAACCAUGCGCGCCGUCUACGACCGCUUUCUCGCCAAGUUUCCCCUGCUAUUUGGCUAUUGGAAGAAAUACGCGGACCUGGAGUUCUCCAUUAACGGCACCGAAGCCGCGGAAAUGGUCUACGAGCGAGGCAUUGCCAGCAUUUCGUCAUCCGUUGAUCUGUGGACCAACUUCUGCUCCUUCAAGGCGGAGACCUCCCACGAUGCCGAUGUGAUUCGAGAGUUGUUUGAACGAGGUGCAAGCAGUGUUGGUCUUGACUUUCUGGCACACCCCUUCUGGGACAAGUACAUUGAGUUCGAGGAACGCAUUGAGGCCCAGGAGAAGAUCUUCGGCAUUCUUGCUCGGAUUAUUCACAUCCCCAUGCAUCAGUAUGCUCGCUACUUUGAGCGGUAUCGUCAGCUGGCCCAGACACGUCCCCUGGCUGAGCUUGCGCCGGCAGAAAUUCUUUCGCGGUUCCGCGCCGAGCUCGAGGCUGCCUCAUCCGAUGUUCCCCCUGGGGCCAAGGCCGACGCCGAAAUUGAGCGAGAUCUCCGACUGCGCGUGGAUAGCUACCACCUUGAAGUAUUCACAAAUACUCAAACUGAAACUACCAAGCGCUGGACCUUCGAGUCGGAAAUCAAGCGUCCAUAUUUCCAUGUCACUGAGCUUGAUGAGGGCCAGUUGACAAACUGGAACAACUAUCUCGACUUUGAGGAAAUUGAAGGUGCAUUUGAUCGCAUUCAGUUCCUCUAUGAGCGGGCUUUGGUGACUUGUGCUCAUUAUGAUGAGUUCUGGCUUCGGUACGCUCGCUGGAUGGCUGCUCAAUCGGGCAAAGAGGAGGAAGUGCGCAUCAUCUACCAACGUGCGGCAUGUCUGUAUGUUCCCAUUGCCAACCCCACCGUUCGGUUGCACUAUGCCUACUUCGAGGAGAUGUCGGGCCGGGUGGACGUUGCGAAGGAUAUCCACAGCGCCAUUUUGAUUUCACUGCCCAAUCACGUUGAGACCAUCACCUCACUUGCAAACCUUUGCCGUCGUCACGGAGGUCUCGAGGCCGCAAUCGAAGUCUACAAAACGCAAUUGGAUUCGCCUGAGUGUGAUAUGGCCACCAAGGCCGCUCUUGUUGCCGAAUGGGCUCGUCUCUUGUGGAAGAUCAAGGGCGUCCCUGACGAUGCUCGCAUGGUCUUCCACGAAAACCAGCAGUACUACCUCGACAGCCGACCUUUCUGGGGCAGCUAUCUCAUGUUCGAAAUUGAGCAGCCCACUAGUGCAGCUACUGAAUCGGUUCAGUACGGGCGCAUUAAGCAGGUCAUUUCCGACGUUCGGUCCAAGAGCACCCUCUCCGUUGACGCUGUCAAAGAACUUGUGCAGAUAUACAUGUCUUACCUCCUCGAGCGGGGCACGAAGGACACAGCCAAGGAGUACAUGACCCUGGACAGAGAGGUUCACGGGCCUGCAUCGGUGGCCUUCGCUCGUACUGGGGGCACUGUGGCUGCUCCGCUUGCUCCUGCCGAGGGACACCCCGCUUCAAUCCCGUUGAUGCCCACUCCGAACAAUGCAGCCGCAGAGCAAUAUGCUUAUUACCAGCAAGCUGCUGUGAACGGCACCGCAGGGGCUUGAACAUUCAACUCAUGACUCCAGUAGCCGAUGGCUGCGCAUUCGAAUAUUUCUUUUUCACGAAUGGCUUCGUCUUCAGAAGCUUUGGUCCCCUUUCCCUUGGUUACUUACUCCUCACGCUUUAAUACCAGGGUGGGUGGAUCUUUUUUCAUGUAGCAUCACCCCGUUCCCCCCGCUGUGGAGCGUCUGCCUUUCACUGUUUUGUCUAGCGAUUUCGAUGCCGUCAACAGGGUCAGCUACCACUUUUUUCGUCAGAUGGUUAGCAUUUCCCCAUUGUGUCUGACGCCACCUUCACGACCCUAUCAAUCCCGGGUCCCUUGUGAUCCAUUGUAAUCUACUGGUUUGCCCUUUCAAUGAAACUAAUCUACGAUUG
Penicillium canescens is the source of this 2259-nucleotide messenger RNA. Its product is annotated as putative mRNA splicing protein (Prp39). NCBI's taxonomy places the organism in Eukaryota, Fungi, Ascomycota, Eurotiomycetes, Eurotiales, Aspergillaceae. The record is from RefSeq and is a predicted model, not a curated record. Gene Ontology annotation, molecular function: protein binding. Gene Ontology annotation, cellular component: U2-type prespliceosome; commitment complex; U1 snRNP. The transcript has 4 exons. The coding region runs from base 126 to 1889 and encodes 587 amino acids. Gene Ontology annotation, biological process: RNA processing; mRNA 5'-splice site recognition.